Molecule: messenger RNA, 1941 nt
Organism: Lithohypha guttulata
Lineage: Eukaryota; Fungi; Ascomycota; Eurotiomycetes; Chaetothyriales; Trichomeriaceae
Exons: 3
Coding region: 1-1941 (646 amino acids)
Biological process (GO): proteolysis
Cellular component (GO): fungal-type vacuole
Molecular function (GO): serine-type carboxypeptidase activity
Source: RefSeq, a predicted model, not a curated record
AUGUUCACAGCACUAUUGCUCUUCACUCAACUAGUGAUCACUCAAUUCGUUGCUCAACCCUCAAAUCUGACGACCAAAAGAGGAUAUGCCGGCAUUAAUGUUCGCUACAAGCAGGUUCCAGCUGGCAUUUGUGAACAGAAUCCCAACGUUAGAAGCUUCUCUGGAUUCGCUGAUGUUUCUGAAAAUGAGCAUAUCUUUUGGUGGUUCUUCGAAGCCAGGAAUGUCGAUCCUACCACAGCACCAUUGACCAUUUGGAUCAAUGGCGGUCCUGGUAGUUCAUCGAUGAUCGGUCUAUUCCAAGAGCUAGGCCCUUGUGGGGUGAAUAUCGAAGGCAAUGUCUACGACAACCCUUAUUCAUGGUCGAAUGUUUCGAACAUGGUUUUCAUUGAUCAGCCAACAACUACAGGUUUUUCAUAUUCAAUCCCUAUUCCGGGAUUCCAAGACAGCUCCACCAACGAGAUCGUGGCCUUGCCUAAUGCUACUUGUCCCGACUAUGCUGAUACCACUACGUGCGGAACAUACAAUGUUUACAAUACCUCGUUAACAGCCAACUCAACAGUGGCAGCAGCCCCAAAUUUCUAUCUUACGCUUCAAGCAUUUACAGGAGCUUUUCCUCAGUACUCUUCGCACGGAGUCUUCUUUGCCACAGAAAGCUAUGGCGGACACUAUGCGCCAAUCUUCAGCAGGUACAUCCUUGAGCAGAAUGAGCUGAACACGACUGGCACGGCUUUCAUUGAUCUUAGAGCAGUCCUGGUCGGCAAUGGCUGGUUCAACCCAAUUCUACAAUAUCAAGCUUACUAUAAUUUCACCUCAAACUAUAGCACUCAGCUACAUCAAGGAGGAAAUACAUACGGGCUACACUACAAUGCUAGUAUCGACGCCUACGUCUUCAACAACAUGUAUGGUGCUCACAACUGUCUCGACCAACUUUUGGACUGCAAUACUUAUCCUUACGCAACUAAUGCUAGCGACGGCACAGGCAACCAAGUCUGUAGCGCAGCAGACAGCUGGUGCUACAAUCAAGUUGAGCUGCCAUACGAUAAUGUCCUUGGUCGCGAUGAAUACGACAUCCGGUACCUGACUCCCGAUCCUUUUCCAUACUCGUUCUAUGUCGACUACCUCAACCGGGCGGACGUGCAAAGCGCCAUUGGUGCAUUCACGAACUUCACCCAAGGCUCAAGCAUAACAUCCACGGCCUUCAGCGGCACGGGUGACGACGCAAGAGAGACUGGGGUGACCGCUGCGGUGGAGUACAUCCUCGAUCACAACGUCACGUUCGUAAUGUACUUUGGCGACGCAGAUUUCAACUGCAACUGGUUCGGCGGCGAAGCGUUCAGCAAAACCCUCACCAACACCGGCACCUACAAUAACGGCUCCGCCGGCUUCGCCAACAUCACCACCACAGACGGCAUCACCCACGGACAAGUCAAGACCGCAGGAAAAUUCAGUUUCGUCCGCAUCUUCGAGGCAGGCCACGAAGUCCCCUUCUACCAGCCCCUCGUGAGUCUCGAGAUGCUCAACAGAACUAUCCAAGGGUAUGAUAUCGCUACGGGCACAACACCACUGACCUCGGACUAUUUCACGAAGGGCCCAGUGGACUCGACUUAUAUCAAUGGGAACGCGACAGUGACUUAUGAAGUUCUGCCGAUGAAUGCAACGUAUAACACUACAACGAAUCAACCUAAUCCGCCGUAUGAUGUUGCCAGUGAGAGGAACAACGACGAUGGCACGUCUUCUUUCUCUUCUGGUGGGAAACUUCUAACGAGAUUGCACCAUGCGAAGCUAGAUUUCAUGAAGGCGAAGGCGAAAGAGGCAGAGCUGGGUGUGCCGUGGUCCUCGAGCAAAAGAGUGGUUCAGAAGAAGGGUAGGCAUAUGUUAUUUGAGGAGAGUGGAAGGAGAAAGAAGCAGGAUCAUGGGCAUGUUUGGAAGCAAGAGAUGUAG